Messenger RNA from Sebastes umbrosus (honeycomb rockfish), 1486 nucleotides. It is a transcript of the gene srp14, whose product is annotated as signal recognition particle 14. Lineage: Eukaryota; Metazoa; Chordata; Actinopteri; Perciformes; Sebastidae. The record is from RefSeq and is a predicted model, not a curated record. Bases 135 to 467 code for a protein of 110 amino acids. The transcript is spliced from 5 exons. Gene Ontology annotation, molecular function: endoplasmic reticulum signal sequence receptor activity; 7S RNA binding. Gene Ontology annotation, cellular component: signal recognition particle, endoplasmic reticulum targeting. Gene Ontology annotation, biological process: SRP-dependent cotranslational protein targeting to membrane.
CCCUGCCUGCAGGCGGCGCUGUGAGUAACCACAGCGAGGCUUUAGGGCGGAGCUCCGGCGGCUGUAGUACGUGUGCUUCACAGCUUCACACACAGCAGCAGUUAGCAACCAAUGCUAAAGCUGGAGCAGGAAUCAUGGUGCUGCUCGAAAACGACUCGUUUCUCACAGAGCUCACACGGCUGUUCCAGAAGUGCAGAACAUCUGGCAGUGUUGUCAUCACGCUAAAGAAAUAUGACGGGAGGACCAAGCCGGCGCCCCGAAAGGGCCACACAGAGUCAUUUGAACCAUCAGACAACAAAUGUCUCAUCAGAGCAUCUGAGGGCAAGAAGAAAAUCAGCACAGUGGUCAGCACCAAAGAAGUAAUCAAGUUUCAGAUGGCAUACUCCAACCUCCUUAGAGCUCACAUGGAUGGACUUAAGAAGAAAGAUAAGAAAAGCAAAAGCAAGAAAACCAAAGCCACCCAAUGAGCAACAGACUCUUUAACAUAACCAUGGGUACCUAAACUGGCCUGUACGAUCUAAGGGAACGGGAAAGGCCCGACUCAGCUUUCUACCCACUCACCUGAGGCCUCAGAAUCACUGUUCAUCCACCCGGCGACUGCUUUGAUAUUAUGCCAUUGUUUGCAUGGUAAUGUCUCAUCCCUGGCAGUUCGGUGCCAUCGGCGAUCUGGAACAGAAAACCUGAGGAUUUCUCGUAACUCGUACAGGACGACGAAGCAAGUCUAGUUUAUUGAAUCUCCACCAUUUCUGCUUCGGAUCCAGGUCCACAACAGCCGUGUCACCCCUGGAGCCAAAUCCAUGGAGCCCAAUGAUUACCUGCCUUUCAUACUAUUUAAUUGUUAGAGUCCAUAUUUAUGUUAUAUUCACAGCUGACCUGUGCUGCCAUGUUUCAAUUUGACUGUCUCGAGAAGAAUUUGAAUUUUUUUUUCCUCUUUUUUUUUAAAUAAUUAAAUAAGCAAUGAAUUUACUGCAGAGUUGCUUUGAAACACAGAACAAAAUCAAAUCAGAUUUGAUGUGUUUUUUUUUUUUUAAAACCAGUUUUACUGUAUUAAGCUUAAUAUUGGAGAUGAAAAUUUACUUUAUCCUAUGUUUUUAAUUUACCUCCUGAAGUACAAUAAUAUUAUUUUUGUUUUGAAUCACUGUUUCAUACCAAGCUGUCAAACUGGCCGUCUUAAAAUGUUAAACACCAAUAAAAUGUCUAGUUUCAGUAAAUGUGGGUAAUUAAAAUAAAAAAAAACAUUUCAGAACAUGACACAAAAUGUUAAAAGUUGGAGAAUUUACUGAAAGACAUGUUUGAGUUAUGAAUACAGAAAGUAUUGGCUGUAAUUCUAAUAAUGUAAUUUCUGUUAAUCACAAUUACAAGGCAGGUUUAACUACAGCCGGUAUAUUUUGUCAGCCAUUUGUAUCAUGUUCCCAGGACCCUCACCUCAUGGAAGAGGACUGCAGCAGAAUUUAAGUUCAGAAAUAAAGUGCGUUGUGGAAAGUCA